Molecule: messenger RNA, 924 nt
Organism: Talaromyces atroroseus
Lineage: Eukaryota; Fungi; Ascomycota; Eurotiomycetes; Eurotiales; Trichocomaceae
Exons: 4
Coding region: 1-924 (307 amino acids)
Source: RefSeq, a predicted model, not a curated record
AUGAUCGCGGGGUCCCAAUGUGAGCCUGCAGCUACUGAUAGGAAUGACCCUAUUUCGCUCCCACUCCCCCACUGCCCUGUCCAUGCUACUGACCAUAGCGAUUUACCUGAAUCGAGCUUCUUCAAGGAGAGACGGGCACCCGCGCUUCCAACGCCGGCGGAAAUUAGAGCCGUCGGCAAGAAGUUGGGCGAUAGUCGCGCCACAGACUUUGACCGGCCAUCGCCUGUCAUGUUUCCAUCGCUGGGAAUGAUUGUCAAGUACGGAGCGAAUGUAACUGUUGUGGAGGCUCAGACUCAAAUGGUGGUUUACAAGCACCUAAAAGGCCAAGUACCUGUCCCUGAGGUCUUUGAAUGGACUGAGGAUCAGAGAUUUAUUUACAUGCCCUUGAUCGAGGGCGAGACCCUGCAGGAGAGGUGGAGUGGCAUGGACGAAGAUGAGAGGCAAGAUGUCUGUGAGGAACUCAAGCAUAUGGCAAAAGCUUGGAGGAGUUUGCAGGAAGACAGAUAUGAUAGUUCCAUCGGUAAGCAACCGCUGAACGAGAUCUUUCUUGGCAGCCAUUCAAAUCUCGCUGGGCCAUUGGAAGGCCCAAAUGCUGUCCAGCAGUUCCAAGAUGGAUGUGGAAUGGAAAUAAAGGAAGAAGUACCCAUUGUAUUUACACAUGAUGACUUUGUUUCGCCCGAUAUACUUCUGACACCGGGGCCGAAUCCGAAGGUGGCAGCGGUGAUUGACUGGGGCCAGGCUGGGUGGUAUCCCGCGUACUGGGAGUAUUGCAAAGCGCGACGAGUUAAGCUUAAUCCAGAACUCUUUAAUGAUGCCAUCCAAGAGGAAUGGCACAUGAAGUAUCUACCAUUGAUUCUGGAUCCAAUGGAUAAUGAGUUGAUCUACUUCCCUUGGCUUUAUUUUGUCUUGUCUAAAGGCAUCUAA